AUUUUCGGCUGUUUUUCUCUGCAGGACGAUUACUACUGCACGAUCACAAUUCGAUUACUACUCCACCACGAGGAAGAUAGAACAGGCGAGUUUGAUGCAUCUCCGCUAAUUCCUAACGAAGAAUCUGGAAUCUCUCGUCAUUGAGUUCAUAUAUAAGUCUGGAAAGUUGCUGUUCUUUGCCACCACAUCGACCUACAACCAAGACUCAACCGCAAAUGAUUCAAGAGACCCGCGAAUAAGGCGUCCUGACCUACAAAUCCCGAACCACCAUUGAUUUUUGAGCGCAUCCAACUACAACGUACGACCAACAACAUACGAUCAAUUGGAUACCACAAGUUUUAGAACCGCAAUCCAGUCCAUAGUCAAUUCUUGAUCGGUACUUCAAGACAUCAGAAAAAGCAUUCAAAAGCACCUUCGUAGCUUUUGGUCACCACAAAACACCAAUCGCCCUUCAAAACUCCAUUCCUCAAAAUGAAGAUUCUCACCAAGAAAGAAGAAGAGGCUCACUACGAUGCCACAUUAAAAGGGGGGAUCGCAGGAGGCCUCAUCGGUCUAACAGCAGUACGUCCCAAUUGGAAUCCCCAAACUUCCGCCCAUCAACCCCUCCAUCCCCCAAUAUCCACCCCUCCAGCCCCAGAAAAACAGCCAACUAACACCCUCCCCAGGGCGCAGGAAUAGUCUUCGCAUCGCACAAACGCUUCCCCACCUUCCGCCAACUCACAAUCCCUCUAAAAGCCUUCCUCGUCACCUCCUCCGGCACCUUCUCCGCAAUAAUAAUGGCCGACCGAGCCUCGCGCGCCUAUCAAGCCUCCACCCACCCGGAGUCCUUCUACAAAGACUCCUCCUCACUCGCAAUAGAAAGCACACAAGCCUCACUCAGCAGCCUCCAGCGGGCCAAAGAAUGGGGUCGCGAGAACCGGUAUCCGAUCGUGACAGCCUCGUGGGUGGCAUCGAUGGGGAUUGCAUUCGGCCUGGUGUCGCGGAAUAAGUACCUGACGGGCGCGCAGAAGUUGGUGCAGGCGAGGGUGUAUGCGCAGGGUCUGACCCUGGCGGUUUUGGUGGCGACGGCGAUGUUUGAGACGAGUGAUGCGAAGAAGGGGAAGGGGAGGUGGGAGAGCGUGAUGGUUUUGGAUCCUAAUGAUCCGGAGCAUAAGCAUAUGAUUGAGAAGAGGGUACAUCAUGAAGCCUACCAGGGAGAGGAUUUAUGGAGGGGUGAGUUUCCUUAUUCUUAUUUGGCUUUUUUUGGGUUGUUAUUCCGAGGGAGUUCAGUACUGACUGUUUUGAUUUAGAUAUGGUAGCUGCUGAAGAGCGGAAAAUCGAGGCGAGGAAAAAUGCUGUCAAGGCCGAGGAGGCAUCGUACAAAUCCUCCUCUAAGCCAGCAUCGGGUAAAUCAGCAUAAUGAAUGAGUGACUUUUCUGGAUUAAAAAUAUUCUCGUAAUACAAAGGUUCGCUACCCUCGGCUAAGGGAAGGCAUAUUGAUGAAGGCUUUGGUGCAUUAACGCCGUUGAGGAAAAGGGGUUUGGUUUACUGCAUUGCGACGGUUGAGAAGGAGUCACAUCAAGGGGACUUUUCUUGUACAGCUG
Molecule: messenger RNA, 1583 nt
Organism: Hymenoscyphus albidus
Lineage: Eukaryota; Fungi; Ascomycota; Leotiomycetes; Helotiales; Helotiaceae
Source: the annotation of a GenBank genome assembly